Messenger RNA from Antechinus flavipes (yellow-footed antechinus), 5314 nucleotides. Its product is annotated as rho-related GTP-binding protein RhoG-like. The record is from RefSeq and is a predicted model, not a curated record. Gene Ontology annotation, molecular function: GTP binding; protein kinase binding; GTPase activity. Bases 1991 to 2566 code for a protein of 191 amino acids. The transcript has 5 exons. Gene Ontology annotation, cellular component: plasma membrane; cytoplasmic vesicle; cell cortex. Gene Ontology annotation, biological process: regulation of cell shape; cortical cytoskeleton organization; small GTPase-mediated signal transduction. NCBI's taxonomy places the organism in Eukaryota, Metazoa, Chordata, Mammalia, Dasyuromorphia, Dasyuridae.
UAGGGUGGGGGUGGGGGAGAAGAGCCUGCGAGCAGGCUGGGAUUGGAUGGGUGUGCAGGAUAUGGUUCAGUUCUUUUCAGAAGAGUCUGCCUUUAGCUAGCUGGCCAUUUGGUCGUAGAGAAAAAGAAAUCCCAGUUUGGAGAGGGGCUUAAGGUUCCCUGCAGGCGCCCGACACAGAAUUGCUGAGGGGAACGGCUCCCCGGAAGUUUGCCCACUGCCCCCAGCCAGCAGCAGAGCAGAUUCGGGCCGACUCCCCUGCCUAGCAAGAAGGAGGGGCUGGGGGGGGUAGGGUGGGGGUUGGUCUUGCGUUUUAGUUACAGUGGCCCUUGGACAAGUGAGCAGGCAGCCCCUGCCCCAGUCUCCCCAAGUCCCUCCGACCAAACCCCGGAGGGCCGGGUUUCUGGACUUCCCAAUACUGGGAAGUAUUGGCGGCGUAAGUGCCGGCAAGUGGCCGCAAGAAGCCUGUGGAGCUGCUUGAGAACAGGCGGCCCCGAGUGGGGGGCGCUCCCUGGCCCCCGAGAGCGGCUCAUUUUGGGGGGCGGCCGCAGGCUUGGGAUGCUGGGCUUCAAUCCUUUCGGAAGAUGUUUGCAGUCUGGGCGUGAUUUCUUGGGCCACAUCUCUUGGAUCGGGCUCCCUCCCUCGGCCGAUACAAGCCGGCCAGACCUCCCCGGGCGAUCCUUUGAGGGAAGGAGUUGGCCGACUGCAUCGCACGAAAUGGAAAGUUGUGCAAAUUGAAAACAGCCCCUUGGCAAGGGCCAAGAUCGGGCCGGGAGGCCUAGCCCGGCAGCCCGCCUUGGGAAAGGCUCCGAGGACUGGGGGCAGCCCGCAAGGAGCAGAGAAAGUGAAAGGUUUCAGGCCGGGAAAGCUUUGGGGGUGGAGGGCGCGGGUGGGGGCCGCCCCUUUCCCAACCCCGCCCGCCACGGCGUGGAAUCUUCCAGCUUGUUAGCGAGUUGCCGGCGCCCAGAUACCUCCAGCCGCAGGCCCGAAAGGAGCCCCUUGCCCGCGCUCGGGUGGCCCUGCACCUUGGGGCCGUGAUCAGCCAGUGCGAGGUCAUUCGGAGGGGAAGGUGGCACCGAGUCCCAAGGAGACGGGAGCGGGCAACGAGCGGGCACUGCCGCCUCGACUACUCUUCCCCUAGAGGCCGAGGCAGCUAAGUGCCCCGGACGCCUGGUUUCCCUGGAAAGAGCAGGUCCCGAGAGCUGGAGCCCCUAAUGCGGGCCUGCGGGAGGGGGGGGACUCCGAAAAGGGUCAGGCUCCAGGCCUGCUAGUCAGAUUCGCAAAGUACACUUUCGAGCCCCGGGGCCCAGCGGGGGUGGGGCCAGCCUGGGAGGGGCGGGGUGUGCCCCCCCCUCCCCGCGAGCUUUCCCAGGAGGUCACGGGGCCGCGACUACGGGGAGGAGCCUCUGGGAGUUCCCGGAUGUGCAGCUGGGGCGGCGGGCUGGCCGAGCCUGGGAAGUGGCCGCGAGGAUUCAGGCGGCGGCGGCCGGCGGGCCAGGGGCCACGGGCCACGGGCCACGGGUUACCUUGCCCGUGAACCCCUACGCUGUUGCACUUCAGUAGUGGUGAGCCAAGGUGGCCGUCAUAGGGAGAGCAUUUGGGGAUGGAACUUCUAAGGGCUGCUGUGGAAAGCUCUCCUUGAGAAGUACAGUUGCUAGAUUUUGCACCUGGGUUAUCUUCUUGGACAAAGAGGCUUCCCUUUGCAGAGUGGGAGCAGAAUCCCGAGGCUCCGAAUACAGUGACCGACCAUCUGGAAGAGGACAGGAAGAGCGCAAAGACUGAACGACCUCAGAGAGGAGGUCCACUCCCAUCCGGCGGUCUGAAGCGCUCCUGCCAAGCUUAGUGGAAGAGAGACCUGUCGCCAUCUUUUGCCAGUCUGCCCUACCCCCGGCUGCCCCAGGUGGUGGGUUUCCCUGGAGGAUCAAGCUGCUUGAGCUCGGCUCUGUUUUGGGACCAGGCUUUGAACACCGAGACCGUGGAGGGAGGAGGAAGGAUGCAGACGAUCAAGUGUGUGGUGGUUGGGGAUGGGGCUGUGGGCAAGACGUGCCUUCUUAUUAGCUACACGACCAACGCCUUUCCCGAGGAGUACAUCCCCACCGUCUUCGACAAUUACAGUGCCCAGAUGUCCGUGGACGGCCGGACGGUCAGCCUGAACCUGUGGGACACGGCUGGCCAAGAGGAGUACGACCGGCUCCGGACCCUGUCCUACCCUCAGACCAAUGUCUUUGUCAUCUGCUUCUCCAUCGGCAGCCCUUCCUCCUAUGCCAAUGUGCGGCACAAGUGGCAUCCGGAGGUCUCCCAUCAUUGCCCCAACGUGCCUAUCCUGCUCGUGGGCACCAAAAAGGACCUGCGAAAUGACCUCGCCACCUUGAAGAGACUGAAAGAGCAGAGCCUGUCGCCCACUACUCCUCAGCAAGGGACCUCCCUGGCCAAGCAGGUGGGCGCUGUUAAGUAUCUCGAGUGCUCGGCCCUGAUGCAGGAUGGAGUCGGUGAGGUGUUCGCGGAGGCUGUGAGAGCUGUGCUAUACCCGGUCACCAAGAAGAACACAAAGAAAUGCAUCCUCUUGUAGCUCCAGCAACAGCACCUGGGCACCAGUGGCCAGCCGGCGCCUGGGCCUCCUCUGCCAGGAACCCUUCUGUCGCCCCCCAGUCCUGAGGGUACUUGGGGCUGGGCCUGAUGGGGAAGUGGGGAACAGGGCCGGGCGGGACUGCCUGCUCCUUGGUGCUGAGCAUUGGGCUUUGUGGGGCAGGUGUGGUUGCAUGAAGUUGUUGCCUUAAGUUUUUCUUUUCUUUCUUGGGAUGUACCAAUUUUGGAAAGUUUGUUUGUUUCUUGUUUGUUUCCCAGAUGUUCCUUACGCUUAGCCCGGUCCCUCUCCUGCCUGUGCCCUUCCCACCUCUCUCCCCAAGAUGAGGUGUUUACAUCGGCAAGGUCUGGGAGAAACGAGGAGCCUCCUAGUGAGGCCAGUGGGGCAGAAGGAGCUCGGGGCCUCUUGGAUCGCCUUUGGUUUCCCACCAAGCCUUCCUUGGCCCUGGGCCUCAGGUGACAUAGCCCCGAGGAAAUGCUUCAUAAAUGCAAAGAUCAAUGGAGGCCAUGGUGCUUUGGGGGUAGGCUCUGGUGGCAGUGCAGGCCUAGUGGUACCCUCCAUUUCAUUGCUCUUUUCUACCCAGAAAGGGAAACCACAUGACACAGGACAGACUUUAGCAUCCUUCUUACCACUAACAUUAAGGAGAUUCUUUGUCUCUUCUGGGCUGAACUCGGAGACUCCUUGAUUGGGACAGUUUUCUUAUCUCUAUGCCUGCCCUGUGAGGCUUGGCAGCUGCUUCCUCCUUAGGGCUUUUUAGGAGCUCGAGGCUGGGCUUGUGUCCGUCCGUCCCCUGUUUUCCCCCCUUCCCCCCGCCCCAUCCCUCCCCGAUCGAGGGACCUCCCCCGUUUGAUUGGCCAAAACAAUUCAGCUAUUCCUCCAUUCUCUCCAUCUGAGUUUAUGGGAUUUUGUGAUUCCUCAGACCUAGAAGGAAAAAGAAAACCCCUCUACUCUUGAUUGGGAGGGACAGCCAGAUGGAGCACUGACUUCCCCACAUACCCUACUUUUAAAAAUUAUACUGAGGCUGUUGGGAAUCUGGGAAAUGGAAUUAAAUGGAUCUCUCGUGUCUCCUUUCCUCUUCCUUUAGUGAAUAAGAUGUGCCUUUUGUGAUCUCAACAUUCCCAGUCCUAGAUGGUGGAUUUUGGCCUGGGUAUACUUAGAGGGAGCCUUCUAGAGGACUAGGAACCCUAGGUAGAAGCAAAUAUUAGGGCUUGGUGUAGGGAAUCUGCACCAUCCUUUCCUCUUCACCCUAAACUAAUUUCUCUCCUCUUUAUCAUGUGUCAUAAGCUCAGGAGAUGAAAUUCAUCAGGCUUCCUAGACGCUUUAUCCCCAGCUGCAGACGAGUGCUUACUGGUGCUUCCAUAUAGCUCGGCACCAGUGGACUGAACCCAGGAAAGAAAGGCCCAGAAAAUAUCCUGCUGUCCGUGUAUCAGCUUCUAACUGCCGUUUUCAUGCCAUGUCUAUUUUCCCAUGUGUCAACCACUGUGGUAGUAUCCCAAGGGGUUGGGGCAAGGCUGCCUCUCUCAGUAGAGGUAGGAUCUUAACUAACAUACAUUAGCACUUUGGGGGAAAAAAAGGCCCUGCUUUAAUGAGGGGAGUGUGUGGUCCUCAAGAGCCAGCCACUUCAGGGCCUGUGAUACCAGUUGUUCGGAUGUUUGCCCACCAUCAGCCAGAUGAGAUCUCAGAGGUGCAUUAUGGCUAUCCCGAUGGCUCAAGCUCGUGGUCCUCUUUGAGGGCUUUGUCACGGUCUCCAAAUUGCCCAAUCGUUAGCAAAUUCAUCAAAUUGAAAAAUGGGCAAUUCAAUUUUAUUUGCAGUUCCAAAUUCUCUUCCUUCCCCGGCUCCCCCCCUCUCCCCCCCCCCCUCGCCUUCCCUCCCCCCCAGCAACCCCACUCGCCCAUUAAGAAGGCAAGGAAAAUAGAACCCAUUACAAACAUGUCUAGUCAUACAAAAUAUCUUUCCACUGUAGCCAGGCUCUCCUCCCAUGCCUCCCCCCUCCAAAAAAAAAAAAAAAAGCUAAGAAAAGAGAAGAAAAUAUACCUCAAUCUACUCCUGAGUCUACCCUCUCUCUGUCAGGAGGUGGAUGGCAAGUUUCAUUAUGAGUGCCAAGAAUUGUUGUGGUGCCAAGCAUUCCUGCCUUUCACAGUUGAUUUUCUUUACAACAUUGUGACUACUUUAUAGACUGUACUGGGUCGGCCCACUUUUCUCUGAGUGAGUUCAUGCAAGUUUUCCCAGGUUUUUCUCCCAACAGAGGGACAUCCUCAGACUGAGGAAUUUGUUUUCUUCCAGGGAAAUACUUUGUCCCAAUAUGAAGAUAUCUGGCUUGAGAGGUUACUUGCUGAAUGCUCUUUUGCUAGUGAGGUCAAAGGAUUGGUCCUGACUUAUUUGGUAGGGCCAGUUUGGGCUGGGGGUGGGAUAUUUGAUAGGAACAGAGUACUGAGACAACUGCAACUCUCUUGAGUGGAUUUUAAUCCUCUGGUGCCUUCCUUCCUGUCCUCACACUCUUUCAAUUUGGGUAUUGUUUGGGCAAACUUUGGUUUCCCCUGAAAAUGAAUUUAGCCCAUCUCUGGCAGAGCAGGGAAUCACCUCUGCCCAUGGCUGAUGGGAUGUGGUACUGUAACAUACACUGGUAACUUGAUCUGUAUACUUAAAUGGAUUUUGUAUGAAAACUAAUAUGCUAGAGUCACUUGUAAAUUAUUCAUAAUUAAAUGGUGGUAAAGCUUUGCUGAUUUUCCUCA